UGUUGGUUUUUGUCAAAUCCUCACCCCCACAAAACCCGUAACCCCUCGAAACCCCGACUACUCUCUUUUUUUUCCCUCUCUCACGCUCGUGUCGAAGUCCUGACUCCUCAAAAUCUCGAUCUCGAUCUCGAUCUCGAUCCAUCGCAGGACCAUUUUCAUCAAUUAAACAGGGGUCCAAUUUUGAAAGAAUAGGGCCCAUUUGCUCUUUGCUUCACUUCCAGGGGAGAAGAAAAGAAGCGAGGGCGAGAGAGAGGGGGAAUGGGUUGGAAGGCGGCUCAAAAACUCAUCCCAAAAUGGAAAAUUUUGAGGGGCGAUAAUGUGAUGAUUAUAAGAGGAAAAGACAAAGGCGAGACCGGGAUGAUAAAGAAAGUAAUCCGCUCCCAGAACCGCGUCGUUGUCGAAGGAAAGAAUUUGGUUAAGAAGCACAUUAAACAAGGACAAGGACAUGAAGGAGGAAUCUUCAGCGUUGAAGCUCCUCUUCAUGUGUCAAACGUGCAAGUUCUGGACCCAGUUUCUGGGAAACCUUGUAAGAUUGGGUUUCGCUUUAUGGAAGAUGGAGCCAAAGUGAGAAUUGCUCGCGGGCAGGAAGCUUCUGGUGCCAUAAUCCCUCGCCCAGAGAUCUUAAAAAUGAGGAGAAAGCCGCGGCCUACAGAAGUUGGCCCCAAAGAUACACCUAUCGAGGUGGUAUUGGAGAAGACUUACGAUGUUAAAGCUGGGAUUGGUAUGCCGGAGCUUUAGAGAACUAAAGAGUGCAAUUCAGCAGUUUGGCUAGUGUCAUAAUCAUGAUCUCAACUUCAGAUGCAUCAAUAGACCAAUCUUCAUUUGCAAGAAAUAGUCUAGUUUUUUGUGGGUUUUUUUACACCAUCUGUUCAGCUUGAAGAAUUAGUUUAGCCCGCAGUUGCGGUUUGCAGUCAACUCUAUAAUAAUCUAGGUGUUUGUUCCUCGUAAUUGCUCCCUCGAUGCAAUGAAAUUUGCCACAUUAUCUGUUUCUGAUGCCCAGGAGGAGUUGUAUACCCGCUGAUCUAUGUUUGUAUCUGGGUAUUGAGACCCAGAUAGGAGUUUCUGUCUUUGUUCCCGUCUCUUACGAUUGAAUGUUUUUUGGAGAACAAUAACGUCUUGUGGGAUCGAAGUAUUAAUGAACUGUUUCUUUUUUUUUU
Messenger RNA from Asparagus officinalis (garden asparagus), 1157 nucleotides. RefSeq names its product 50S ribosomal protein L24. Bases 259 to 738 code for a protein of 159 amino acids. Gene Ontology annotation, cellular component: ribosome; mitochondrion. The record is from RefSeq and is a predicted model, not a curated record. Lineage: Eukaryota; Viridiplantae; Streptophyta; Magnoliopsida; Asparagales; Asparagaceae. Gene Ontology annotation, molecular function: structural constituent of ribosome; RNA binding. Gene Ontology annotation, biological process: translation. The transcript has 6 exons.